Messenger RNA from Effrenium voratum, 3471 nucleotides. The record is from the annotation of a GenBank genome assembly. NCBI's taxonomy places the organism in Eukaryota, Dinophyceae, Suessiales, Symbiodiniaceae.
AUGGGCUUUACACUGCCGGUGCCUGACAGCACCUCUUCUGACCCAUUCUUGCCUCUUCAAGGCUCUGCGCAGCUGGAGCCUUUGGUGCCUGUGCCAGACCCUGCCUCUCCUGAUCCCUCCUUAUCCCUUCGCGGCCCUUGUCAGCCUGGUGCAUUGCUUUCGCCCUUGCAGACUUCCCGCGUCGGCGCUCCGCCGACGGCCUCGAGCUUCGCGACCUUCGGCAGCUCUCUGCCAGCAAGGUGCUCCGCGCGUUUGGAGGCUUCGCUGCCGACAUCGGCGGCCACCGGCUCAGGCUCACUGCCGCCGGCCAAGAGUCUUCAGAGGCUGGGGAGCGCAGUGCUGCUGUGCGGUGUGGCAAGGCCGGACUUAUCGCCGCCAGUGGUGGACCUGGUCAGUUUGGGCACGCCCCUGCCAACGCAUAGUGUUGCGAGGCUGGGAGUAGUAUUAGCUGUUCUGGACUUUCAGAGCUUAGAACCGCCGCUGGCCGUAAAAGCAUCCGCGCACUUGGACCUUUUUUUGCCAGUGUUUGGCUCAGCUCGCUUUGGACUUGUUUUCACGCUGUCAACGGUAGAUGCCGCCCACCCGGAAGUGGCGUUGUCAGUGCAUUCUUCCGCGUGGCCCGGCUUGGCCGCGCCCAUCUUGGACUUAGCGGUUGCUGGCUCGUCCUUGCCACUGCAACAGCUCGCUCGCCUGGGUUUGGUCAUGGCUACCUUAGGUGCCUUGCGCUUGGCUCUGCCACCACCUGCUUGCGGUGUUUGCCUUUUGGAGCCAUCGCUGCCCCUGCAGAGCCUUGCUCAACCUGAGCUCUCUUUAUUUGCCCCAAGCUUUGCCAAUCUAGAGCUGCUCUUGCUGACACAAGGCCUUUCUUGUUUAAGCACAUCCUUAUUCACUGUUGGCUUGCUGCGAGCUGGUCCUGCUCCUAUGGUGCUUGGAGAUGCUUCUUUGGGCCUGCCGCCCUUGCCUCGCAGCUUUUGCAGGUCAGAAGCUCUGGCGCCAGCCCUUGACUCCGCAUCGUUGGGUUUUUUGUCAGCUGCACGAAGCACAACACAAGUGGAAGCUGCUGCUUUGGCAUUGGGAGCUGCAACUUUGGGCGAAGUUUUGUUGGCUUUGGGCGCUUGCCACCCGGACCCCACCUCAUUUCCACAAGGUUGCGCCAGACCUGAUUUGCCACCCUCCGCUGUGAACUUUGCACGCCUGGGCCUGUCUUUGUUUCCAAGAAGCUGUGUUCGCCCGGGCUUGCUGCUGUCGGUGCCUGCAGUUUGCCGUCCUGGCUCUCUCCUGCCGGCACUGGAUUCUGGCUCCUCGGGGUUUUCGCCUUUGGUGCGGUCCAGGUGUCUCACCGGCUCCUGCCCAUCAGCUGAAGGCGGCGCCAGUCUGGAUGGCCUCCUCUCGCUGCCCGCCAUGGACACCGUGCAGCCCAGCCCUUCGCCGCCCCUUCGCGGCUGUGCGCGGCUUGGCUUGGCGCUGCCCGCGCUUGGCUCCGCUCACCUCGGGCUUUCUCCGCCCUCGCGCAGUCUCGUGCGACCAGACGCAUUGCCGUCCAUCCCGGGCGUGGGAAGAAUGGGAUUUUUCCUUGCAGCCUUUGGCUUUGCUUGCUUGGAGCUGGCAUCAACUGCACGCAGCGCUUCACGCCUGGAUUUAGCAAUCUUGGUUCUAGAUCCCUCCCAGCCUGAGCCGGGCUUGCUGAUACGAUCCAUGUCUAGACCGGGUGCUGCUUUGCCAGUCCUUGGAGUGAGUUGUUUGGAUUUGUUGUCUUCAGCCCCGGGAUGUGCACAUGCAGGAGCUUCGCUUGCGGCGCGCAGCUUUGCCCGGUUUGGUUCAUCAGCCCUUGUCUCGAGCUUUUCCUUGCCAGGCCCACCCCUGCCUUUGCAGGCGCCGUCGCACGCUGGCUUGUUGCUUUUUGCCUCCGGGCUCACUUGCCUUGGUGCCUCUUUGUUUGCCCUAGGCAUGGCAAUGAUUGAGUCACUAAUGACAUCACGAAGCGCGGCAUGCUCAGGUUCGGCCUGCUCAGCAUGUGAUUUCAGCACUCCAGGCUCGCUGUCAGUUUUGAGGAGCCGCUUGUGGCCAGGGCCCCUUCUGAGUGCUUGCGGGUCAGGACAACUGGGCUUUUGUUUGUCGGCUCUCUCUGUCGCAUCCUUCGGCCUGCCGCCUCCUUUGCGCAGCCUCUCACAGCUGGACUUCUCGGCGCCGGCAUGCGGCCUUGCGCUGUCAGAGCCCCCGCCUGCUGCGCGCAGCUUCAGUCGCUCAGGCUUGACGUCAUUUGCUGUGGGCCUGGUGCGGCCAGGCGUCAGCUUCUCGGCCAUGGGCGCUGCACACCUGGGCCCAGCUUCAGCUGCACAGAGCCUUGCGCGCUUGGGCCUAGCAGCAUCAGCCUGGAGCCUGGCGCACUUGAGCCUUUCCCCCUCCCUGCGCAGCUGCCAAGCUGGCUCCGCCAUGUUUGCCUCAGGCGCAGCACGCCCGGGCGCGGCUCUCGCUGCUUCGAGCCUUGCCUCUUUGGACGUGUCGCUUUCGGUGCACAGCCCCAGCCGUCCAGGGACCGCGGUGCUGGUUUGGGGCCUCUCGGGUUUGGACCUCUCGCUGUCGUCACGGUGCACCGCCUGCCCCGACUCCUUUCUGCCGGCCUGCGGCAGAUCCACUGCGGGGCCGCUGCUGUCGGCCCUGGACCUGGCCCAUUUGGAGCCCACUUCGCCCGCAAGAUCCUUUGUCCGCCUCGGAUUGGGUCCUUUAGUGCCGGGCGGUGUGCGAUCAGAUUCACUGUUCACUCUACCUGUCACAGAUCUAGUGUCUCCUGAGUCGUCGCCACUUGCUCACAGCCUUGCCUGCCUUGAUCCCCCUGCAGUGGUGUCAGACUUUGCUUCCUUGGAGUCGUUGCCAGCAUCACAGCAUUUUGCUCAGCUAGAAGUGCUGUUGAUUGCAUGUGGCAGCUGUUGUACUGGUUUGCCCACGCCAGUUGUCAGCCACAUCAGCCCCAGCUUCUUGUCGCCUCUCCGCAGUUUCUCGCACCUUGGCCCACCUGCAUUAGCUUCAGACCCCACUUCUCCAGGCCUCUCUUUGCCUCUUCAUAGCUUCUCACACCUUGGCAUUUUGUUAGCUGCCCUUGGCUGCACCACUGCUGGCUUGCCGCUUUUUGUCCUCGGCGCCUUGCACUCGGACCCCGCUUUGUCCCCCAGAAGCCUCGCCCGGCCGGGAGUCGCUUCACCAGCCCUUGGCGCCGCUGACACCGAGCCGCCGCCGUUUUUGCAAAGCGUGGCCCGCGCAGAGGCGUCACUGGCAGCAUGUAGGAUGAGUCGACUGGGCAUGGCAAUGACGGUUUCAGGCUGCGGCACUUUGGAAAGCUUUCCGGCUCUACGGAGUUCUGCUCAGUCCGGCGUUUCGGCGCCAGUGCUACAGCUCGCCAUCUUUGGAUUUCCCUUGCUGCUGCGAAGUAUGAGCCAAAUUGGAUCAUCUCCAUCUCUGUUCGGCAUGUUCUGA